AUGGCGAGUAAAAGAUGUAAUAAUUAUUUAUCCGAAGAGAUGGUGUUCCUCAUACUUUCUUAUCUUCCUGUAAUAUUACUUCUCCGCUGCAAAUCAGUUUGCAAAACCUGGCUAUCCAUCAUAAAUAGCCCACAGUUUGUUGAGGCCCACCUUUCUAAUUCCAAGAAGAAACAAGCAUCUGUGCUCAAAGCCUCUUAUGAUUGGAGGGUUCUCUCCUCCAUGGACACUGUGGAAGAUUCAGUUGAGCUUAAACUGCCAUCAUGUCUCGAGGGUAAGGUUGGUUACAUGCGUUCUUGUAAUGGUCUUGUUUGUCUUUCUAAUGAAGGUUGUGAUAGUAUAUGUAUCUGGAAUCCGUGUACUAGACAGUAUAAGAUGCUUUUUGUGCCCAACUAUGCAUUUGGUGUAUGGCAUUGUCUAGGGUUUGGUUUUGAUUCUAUUGGAAACGACUACAAGAUUCUUUGGAUUGUAACAAAGGUUGUCCGUGAGCUACGAGGUUUUAUUGUCAGCAUGAACCUUAAACCAGAAGCACAAUUGUAUUCCGCAAAGGUUGAUACUUGGAAAAAGAUUUGUAUUCCGGAUACUAUUAGAAUAUCUUUUUGGAAUAGGCUGAAGAGAUCCUGUGGUCCUGAUAUUAGUGGGAAGUUGUAUUUGGAAGGUGAGGGUGGGCUAUUGCCGUUUGAUUUGCGCAACGAUGUGUUUGGAGAACUUGUAGUAUUACCGUUUCUUGAUUACGUGGAACAGAAAAGGAUAAAGAAGUCCAAAAUUUUGGAUUUUGAAGGUUCUCUGGCUAUGGUAUAUGAAUCUGCCGGGAAUGAAUCAGUCCUUAGUCUUUGGAUGUUAGAUGAUGCUGGCUUGUGGAUUAAAAAGUUCAAUCUUGAAAUGGAUUUAGAGUUGGAUCGGAUGUAUCUUUAUUUGGGUCCUCAACACUUUUUUGGACUUAAUUUUAUUUUUGGAUACAAAUUUUACAACUACAAAAAGAAAACCAUUAAGAAGCUUUCUUUCCCCGCUCAUCUCACCGAUGUCAAGUCGGUUGCCAAGUUCACUGAGAGCCUUGUCUCUCUUGAGGGGUUUGAAUCACAAGCGUGA
This is a messenger RNA of Daucus carota subsp. sativus, 1086 nucleotides long. Its product is annotated as F-box/WD-40 repeat-containing protein 1-like. The transcript has a single exon. Bases 1 to 1086 code for a protein of 361 amino acids. NCBI's taxonomy places the organism in Eukaryota, Viridiplantae, Streptophyta, Magnoliopsida, Apiales, Apiaceae. Gene Ontology annotation, molecular function: protein binding. The record is from RefSeq and is a predicted model, not a curated record.